CGCGACGGGCAGCCGGGCACGCGGGCAGCCGGCUCGGGCCCCUGUUCGCUCAGCUCCGUGUCCCCGGCGCCGGGCAGCCGGCGAGUCUGGAGCCCGCGCCUUCGCCGGCCGCGUCCUCCGGACAUGGAAGGAGGCGGCAAGCCCAACUCCUCGUCCAACAGCCGGGACGAUGGCAACAGCGUCUUCCCCGCCAAGGCGCCCGCGACGGGCACGGGGUCGGUCGUGGCCGAGAAGCGCCUGGGCACCCCGCCGGGGGGCGGCGGGGCCGGGGCCAAGGAGCACGGCAACUCCGUGUGCUUCAAGGUGGACGGCGGCGGCGGCGGCGGCGAGGAGCCGGUCGGGGGCUUGGAGGACGCCGAGGGGCCCCGGCGGCAGUACGGUUUCAUGCAGAGGCAGUUCACCUCCAUGCUGCAGCCCGGGGUCAACAAAUUCUCCCUCCGCAUGUUUGGGAGCCAGAAGGCGGUGGAGAAGGAGCAGGAAAGGGUUAAAACUGCAGGCUUCUGGAUUAUCCACCCUUACAGUGAUUUCAGGUUUUAUUGGGAUUUAAUAAUGCUUAUAAUGAUGGUUGGAAAUCUGGUCAUCAUACCAGUGGGAAUCACAUUCUUUACAGAACAAACAACAACACCAUGGAUUAUCUUCAAUGUGGCAUCAGAUACAGUUUUCCUUUUGGACCUGAUCAUGAAUUUCAGGACUGGGACUGUCAAUGAAGACAGUUCUGAAAUCAUCCUGGACCCUAAAGUGAUCAAGAUGAAUUAUUUAAAAAGCUGGUUUGUGGUUGACUUCAUCUCAUCAAUCCCAGUGGAUUAUAUCUUUCUUAUUGUAGAAAAAGGAAUGGACUCGGAAGUUUACAAGACAGCCAGGGCACUUCGCAUCGUGAGGUUUACAAAAAUUCUCAGUCUCUUGCGUUUAUUACGACUUUCAAGAUUAAUCAGAUACAUACACCAGUGGGAAGAGAUUUUCCACAUGACGUAUGAUCUCGCCAGUGCAGUGGUGAGAAUUUUUAACCUCAUUGGCAUGAUGCUGCUCCUAUGCCACUGGGAUGGCUGUCUUCAGUUCUUAGUGCCACUACUGCAGGAUUUCCCACCGGAUUGCUGGGUGUCUCUAAAUGAAAUGGUGAAUGACUCUUGGGGAAAGCAAUAUUCAUACGCACUCUUCAAAGCGAUGAGUCACAUGCUGUGCAUCGGGUAUGGAGCCCAGGCCCCCGUCAGCAUGUCAGACCUCUGGAUCACCAUGCUGAGCAUGAUCGUGGGCGCCACCUGCUAUGCCAUGUUUGUGGGCCAUGCCACGGCGCUAAUCCAGUCUUUGGACUCCUCAAGGCGUCAAUACCAAGAAAAGUAUAAGCAAGUGGAGCAAUACAUGUCAUUCCAUAAGUUACCAGCUGACAUGCGUCAGAAGAUACACGAUUACUAUGAACACAGAUACCAAGGCAAAAUCUUCGAUGAGGAAAACAUUCUCAGUGAACUCAAUGAUCCUCUGAGAGAGGAGAUAGUCAACUUCAACUGUCGGAAACUAGUGGCCACAAUGCCUCUUUUUGCUAACGCGGACCCUAAUUUUGUGACUGCCAUGCUGAGCAAGUUGAGAUUUGAGGUGUUUCAGCCUGGAGAUUACAUCAUACGAGAAGGAGCUGUGGGUAAAAAAAUGUAUUUCAUUCAACAUGGUGUUGCUGGUGUCAUCACAAAAUCCAGUAAAGAAAUGAAGCUGACAGAUGGCUCUUACUUCGGAGAGAUUUGCCUGCUGACCAAGGGCCGCCGUACUGCCAGUGUUCGAGCUGAUACAUACUGUCGUCUUUAUUCACUUUCUGUGGACAAUUUCAAUGAAGUCCUGGAGGAAUAUCCAAUGAUGAGAAGAGCCUUUGAGACGGUUGCCAUUGACCGACUGGAUCGGAUAGGAAAGAAAAAUUCAAUUCUUCUGCAAAAGUUCCAGAAGGAUCUUAACACUGGUGUUUUCAACAAUCAGGAGAACGAGAUCCUGAAGCAGAUUGUGAAACACGACAGGGAGAUGGUGCAGGCAAUCGCUCCAAUCAAUUAUCCUCAGAUGACAGCCCUGAAUUCCACGUCUUCAACUACUACUCCGACCUCCCGCGUGAGGACACAAUCACCGCCCGUGUACCCAGCGACCAGCCUGUCUCAUAGCAACCUGCAUUCCCCCAGUCCCAGCACACAGACCCCCCAGCCGUCGGCCAUCCUCUCCCCCUGCUCCUACACCACUGCCGUCUGCAGCCCUCCUGUACAGAGCCCACUGGCCACUCGAACUUUCCACUACGCCUCCCCGACUACUUCCCAGUUGUCACUUUUGCAGCAGCAACAGCAGCAAUUACAGCAGCCCCAGCCACCGCAGACCCAGCAGCAGCCCCAACAGCCACAGACACCCAGCAGCUCCACGCCGAAAAGCGAAGUGCACAAGAGCACGCAAGCCCUGCACAACACCAGCCUGACCCGAGAGGUCAGGCCGCUCUCAGCCUCACAGCCCUCGCUGCCCCAUGAGGUUGCCACCCUGAUUUCCAGACCUCAUCCCACUGUGGGCGAGUCCCUGGCCUCCAUCCCUCAACCCGUGACAGCUGUCCACAGCACAGGCCUUCAGCCAGGGGGCAGGGGGACUGUCCCCCAGAGAGUCACCCUGUUCCGACAGAUGUCAUCGGGAGCCAUCCCCCCCAACCGAGGGGUUCCUCCUGCACCUCCUCCACCAGCAGCCGCUCUUCAGAGAGAGUCUCCUUCAGUCUUAAAUACAGACCCAGAGGCAGAGAAGCCACGGUUUGCUUCAAAUUUAUGAUCCCUGCUGAUUGUCAAAGCAGAAAGACUGAUAAACUGAGAACACUCUCGGAUAUUAUUUUAUUCUAUAUCCUGAUAUUUCCCUAUAGCCUACUAUGAAGAGAUAUUUUAGACAGCUCUGGCCUACAUGCAAAAUGUAAAAUAUAUAUAUUACAUUUAAUAUAUAUAUUAAAUAUAUAUAUAUCUAAAAUCCCAAGAGAAGUUCAAAAGACUUGUUUAGCAUUCAGCGUUAUAUGUCUUCCUUUCUUUAAAUCAUUAAAAGAUUUAAAAUGUUGUUGUAAGAUUAUUUAUUUUUAACCUGCUUUUACUUAAUUCCUUUGAUAUAUAUAUGUGUGUGUGUGUGUGUAUAUAUACAUAUAUACACACACAUAUAUAUGUAUUUCUCCAUUUUAUGAAGAGUUCUUGGAUUCAAUGGAAACAAAACUCUGAUUUUAAAAAGGCAACUCAAGUGAGCUACUGAACAGCACCAAUCAAACUUCUUUCAUUAGCUGUGUCUCUGCAUCUAAGUUGUUAAUUAUUACUUAUGAGGAUUAAAUAGCAAAUCCCAUUUUGUAGAUCUAAAUUGUAUUUUGGUGCUUUCAAUUUUGAAUUAGGUUACAGAAUAAAUUAUAUGCUUGGCCACAUAGGACACUAGCAUUGCCACUAUUAUGAAUAUCUCUAACCUCAAACAUUUUCAUCGAUCUUUCAGAAAGCGAGGGGAUAUUUCUCUUCAUGUGUUAUUGGACUUUUACCAAGACUCAAUCAAUGUUAGUUGUAAAUAACUUUUUCAACCCAAAUGAAAUAGCUAUUCCGUGCUGUAUGAAGGUAAAAUUCAUUGCUUAAGAAUUUCGUUUUAUUGCUUCACUUCAAAACUUAGUUUUAAAUUUUACAAAACUGAAUUGUGACAAUUAUUCAACUGUAAUGCAAUGGCUUGACACCUACAAUGUUAUUUUAACUUGCGAUGUUUUAUGCGAAAUUGUAUGCUCGAUUCUACAAAUGGCUUGUAUUACACCAAAAACCAUUACUUUUCUUCCUUCUUGCCAUAAUCAAGCAUCUGAAAGUAGUCCCUGCAUGCUUUUGGGGGGGAAAAAUAGGUUCAAAGCAGUCAUUGUAGUGAAAGGCUUACAGUAUUUCUUGUUUUCAGAAAAGUAUAACCAUUCAUUAAUUGCCUAUCUUAAAAUUCCUAUAAGGCUGACUUGGAUCUCUGACUUAAGUCUAGAAGUGAGGUUUUUCACUUUCAUUUAAGAUUAUUACUAUUAUUGUUAUAAUUAUUACCACUAUUAUUAUUUAAAUAAUGAUUUGUAAACCACGGCUUGAUUUGGAGUUGCCAGUGUGUUCUGUCUUCACUGUAGUUGGCAGUUUAUGUGGUGUUCAUUUAAAGAAAUAAAUACACUACAGCAUCAUGUCUGUUUGGGAACACACAAUUUGCUCUCUGUAUAUUGUAACUGAAUGGUUAGUAAAUCUUGAGGCAUGGGGUGACUAACAUAGCCCUUAGAUAAAACAUUUGUUAUUUUAAUGUGCUGAGAAAAGUACAGACAUGGUGACAGAAAGCAGGGGGUCAAACCGAAUGUCUGUGAACCUUGUUUGUUUGUCUAUUUCCUUAAUUCUUUCCAUGAUCUGUGAGCAUCUUCUUCUCAGAGGAGUCCCUUAGUAAUCAUUUGUGCCUAUUGCAUCCCACGAAUGUGGUGGGUGACUGGAACACAAUGGGAAGUUUCCUAAUAACCAACUUCUGUAAAUAACCCAAGUUAAGACAAUGACAUAAAGUGGAGGUCUUCUGUAUCUUUGACAGUGGUGAUACGAAGAACUUAACAAAGACCACACAUUAAAUGGGGAGGGCGUCCAGAUAGACUUGAGGACAGAAAACAAAAGCAAAAAAUUCUAACAUGGAUUUGUGCUGCCUGUUAUGCCUUUUAUGGAAAAAAAUAUCUAUAAUACCAAAAUGAGUUAUGUUUCAUUUCUGACAGAUCCCAGCUUUUAUGGAAGUGAUCAACAAUGCCAGUCAAUGUAAUGUUAUCAUGAAUAUGCUGGUGACAUUGGAUGACGUGUCAGGAAUGGUGUAAGAAAGGAAUUGUGCGCUCUACCUAGAACCUAUGGGGAAGCUGCAAGACCAUUUACAUAUCAGUACAAAACUCCUUUAUUUUAUUAAACGAUUGAGAAUUAACUUAAAUUUAUGAAGAUCAUGUAUUGGUCCUUUAAAUUAUUAAAGGUUUACAUUUGAUAGGACUAAUGAAUUUGGUAGUGAAAUAUUUUUAUAUAUACAUAUAAAUUUUUUUUGUUGUUUUUAUUUUGAGCACUAUUGGGAAGCAUAAGCAAAAUUGAAUUGCAUGGUCUUUCAGUGCAACCAUAAAGUUUUUAUUCACUUUGUAAUAGAAUGGACAAAAAGUUAAGGUUUAUAUGUUAAACUAAUAAAGUGGUACAGGGUAAAUUAUAUACAUAUAUAUGUAUGAAUAUAUAUAUACUUAGGUAAAGAAAAAAAUUGACUCACAUUCCUGUAAUAUAAAAGUCAGUUGCUAGUUGAAAAGUGACCUCUUUUCUCUGUACAUAGUUUUAAGCCCAUGAGUAUGGAGUUUUAAUCUGUACAGAAAGAAAUGUAUUAUUGAAAAGAUUGGUCUUUUUACUGCUGGGAAAAUAGUAGAAUAGCUGAUUCUUACAACUGUAUGAUCAGGGAUGAGUUAGAGUAUUUCUUUUGUCUUUGCUCAAAGCCAUACAUAUAUAAAUAUAUAAAGAUUAUUAAUAAAUUCAACAAAAAUAAACUAAAAUGAAUAUUUUGUUUUAUGAACAUAUUCCAAUCAAACAUUGUUUUAUUAACGAGUACAGAUUUGCCUCUGUCUUUCUAUCUUUACAUCAUACAAUUUCCAAGAGGGCCUAUACAUGAUAAUCAUUAUAAAAUCAAUUAUAGAUAUUCUGUAACUAUAGAAAGAAAGGAAUUUAAAUAGAACAUGGGUUUUCCAGCUAUUCCUAUGUUAUACUUCUUCUUUAUGGUAGAAAUUGAGGGGUUUUUUUGUUUGUUGGUUGGUUUGUUUUUUGCUCUGUAAUUUCUUAGCAUAUGGUUUUCCAGUUUCAAAACACAGAUAUUUCUGUAGAAUUAUUAGAUAUGAGAAUGAGAAACAAUUGCCCUGUAAUAUACAUACACAAACCUAUAUCACAAUAGCUACAGGCCUUGUAAAGAUUCUGUAGGGAUAGAACCUCCCUAUACAAGUGGCUUUUCAAUCAGUCCUACAAGCCUGUGAUAAAGUUUAUUACAAUGAGUGAAGGAUUCUUGAAAACUAUAAGAUAAAUGGCAGGAAUGACAGUAGAUUUUAUUCAUCACAUAAAUAGCCUGUUUCCGGGUGUCAGUGACCACUCCAUAAAUGAACGAUUCCCUGAUGGAUGCUGAUCCACUUUAAAGAGGUGGUUAUUUUGCCAUUUACAAACUUAAAUGAGCAGGACGUUACAAAGUACACAGUCCAGUUCACUAGAAUAAUUCCUAAAGAACUUGGGUGAUUUAAACAACAUGACGUGUUUUCAAUUUUAGAUGUAUUAUUUCAAAUCCUGAAUUACUGACACAUCAAAAUACAAAUCAUCUCUAUAAUCAUUCAGGCUAUUUUUGAGGUCUCCAUGCCUUCUUUUCCAACUUCUGUAUUUAUACUUGUUAAUUUUACUAUGCUACUUUGUUUCUACGGACUCACUUUCAUCAUUUGUUACAUUAAGCUGUUUGAACACAGUAUCUCUUUCUUAUACCUCUAUCCUUCUAGAAUAUGUGUCAUAAAACACAAGUGUGGUUAUUUUGUUCACAUGCACUACACAUAGCGAAGAUUUUUACAUGUUCUGCCUAUUUGAAAAAUUAUCCAUACUUUUCAACAUGAAAGAAAUGGUCAAAAAUUUAAGCAAGUGUGACUGUCUGUAUGCACUAAAUUAGCUCAGAUCUAUGACUUUAUUCAGCACAUCGUUUUUCCAGGAAAAUAGGAUGGGACAAAGAAGAUUUGCCAUUGUACUCAGGGUUAGGUCCACCUGCGAUGGGCACUUGAAAGCAGUGACUUUUUGAAGCAAUUUUGAUUCUUUUCUUUUUAAGAAAUAGCAUCUAUUUGUUUUAUAAACUGGCCAACAAUGAAGUCAAUCAGGAAGAGAACCACUGUUUUUAAAAGGGAACUAAAGAAGGUAUAAAUGACCUUGCUGCAUUUGUUAAGAUUUAGGAUCCAAUUGGCCAGAGAGCCCAUAUUCCUCCUCCUCCCAAUGUGGAGUUUUUGACCAAAAGCCACAUUCCUUCUUUCUCCCAGAGCAAUCAACAUUUUCACUAAUAUUUGUCAUUUUGUUCUCCAUCAUUUCCUUCAGAGCUUUAAGGUCUGAAAAACAUGAGCUUCUCUGGUUAGGAAAAAAAAAUCCAUGGCACAGUCACAAAUCUGUUGCCAGAAAAAGCAAAUUUUAUUAUAGUCGUUUAGAAGAAAAUAUUUGUGAUUUUGUAAUGCUUGAUUGCUUUUCAGCUUUGACUACUCUCUCAAUUCAGUUCAAUUUGCUCCGAGUAUGAUAUUCUGAUGUCUAACAUAAUGAAGUGCUUAAUUUGAGAACUGUUAAAUAGUAUUUAAUAGAUAAACAGCUUCCAUACACUACAUAGCAUGUAGUCUCCAUACAUCUUUAUACCAAGAAUCAAACAUGUUUUAACUCUAUUGGCUUGCAAACAAAAUGGAAAGAUUCAAGAGUUAGUUCUCCUGGCAGUAAUUACCCUAAAAUGUUAAACACAUAUCCCAAAGAUACUUGCAUGAAUCAAACUAUGUUUGACCACCCAAUUCAGAACAGCUUCCAGGACCUGUAGCAAGUUUAAUUGAGUGUCCUUACCUGUGGAUUAUCUCUACGUGGUAAUAGUGACUCCCACUGGGACUCAACCAAAAUUCAUUGGAAGCCCUAUUUUCUUAAUACAAUACAUGACCUAGUUUGUCAUCACUGUUUGCACUACCAACAAAUGUGGUUAUUUUUAUGUGUGGCUCCUAAAUUCUCUCUGAGGUCCUUCUAGACAUGUUCCAAGAGCCUUUACAUAUGUACAGCUUCCAAAUUCAAAUUGUCAAGAUUCUAAAGAUUCUAGAGAUCUGUGAUAUUUACCUAUAAAGAUCUCAUAACAGUAUAGCUUUAUUUCUAAGCUAAGUUUUUUGUUUGUUUUUUCACUCAUAGAAGAACAGUGAUCAAAUCCAUUGAUUUGGGUUUGUUUUACAUAGUUUUCUUUUUAAAGGGAUGAUUAUUUCCAUGUGACAUUCUAUAGUUUUAUAAAUAAAUGGUAUUGACUUUAAAUUUCGUCAACUGAAACUCUCAGAGGAUAGCUUCUUUAAACUGCUAGCUGUAAUGAAAGUUCACUCUUUCUCAAGCUGCUGUAUUAGCCUUCACGUGAACCACAUAUUAAAUCUACAUGAUUCUGGUAAUUGCUCCAAGCUAUGAAGUUGGCAAAUUUUGAGACUUUAGCUAGUUUGUUAAAAACAAUUUCUCAGGUAAAAUGGAUUACAAACACAUGCCCAAGUUUUACUUCAAACUUGUUAAGAAAGUCCUGAGCAAGCCAAUUCAAGGAUUCCGUCUAGAUAGUACUAUUUUAUAAGAAGAAAAAAAAAAAAUUGGUAUAACAAUCACAUUUUAGAAAAUUAUCUGUAAAAUUAUUAACCUCUUUAUAAAUCUAAGUAUUAGUUCAGUGAGGAACUAAUUCCCACAAAGAUCUUAAUUUCUUGAAA
Molecule: messenger RNA, 8434 nt
Organism: Rhinolophus ferrumequinum (greater horseshoe bat)
Lineage: Eukaryota; Metazoa; Chordata; Mammalia; Chiroptera; Rhinolophidae
Gene: HCN1
Product: hyperpolarization activated cyclic nucleotide gated potassium channel 1
Exons: 8
Coding region: 124-2769 (881 amino acids)
Biological process (GO): potassium ion transport; transmembrane transport
Cellular component (GO): membrane
Molecular function (GO): voltage-gated potassium channel activity
Source: RefSeq, a predicted model, not a curated record